Molecule: messenger RNA, 5163 nt
Organism: Alligator mississippiensis (American alligator)
Lineage: Eukaryota; Metazoa; Chordata; Crocodylia; Alligatoridae
Gene: DOHH
Product: deoxyhypusine hydroxylase
Exons: 4
Coding region: 281-1186 (301 amino acids)
Biological process (GO): peptidyl-hypusine biosynthetic process
Molecular function (GO): deoxyhypusine monooxygenase activity
Source: RefSeq, a predicted model, not a curated record
GGCCCGGGGCGGUGCGUGGCGCGCCGUGAGUGCGUGACCGGGUCGGGUCGGGGGGAUCCGGCAGCCGCAGGGCCGCAAACCCGCCCUCGCCCCGUCACUCGGGCCUCUCGCUGCCUGUGUCUGUUGUUCAGUCCCCGGUGCUGCCCGCAGCAGGGGUUCAGUCCCCGGUGCUGCCCCCCCAGCGCUGAGCGGAGCCGAAGAGCAGCCUGUCCCCUCUUCUCCCUGCCCAGGUUUCUGCAUCGUGCGCCUGGCAGGAGCGGUUGGGCCGCCUGCCCCCGCCAUGGUGCCCGAGAAGGACGUGGAGGCCAUUGGCAGGACGCUGGUGGACGCCGCGCAGCCCCUGGCGGCUCGUUUCCGAGCCCUCUUCACCCUGCGCAACUUAGGGGGUCGCGCAGCCGUCGACUGGAUCAGCCAGGGCUUCGGGGACGAGUCUGCUCUCCUGAAGCAUGAGCUGGCCUACUGCCUGGGACAGAUGCAGGACGAGCGCGCCAUCCCCGUCCUGAUCCAGGUGCUGAAGGACACCCUCCAGGAGCCCAUGGUCAGGCACGAAGCAGGUGAAGCGUUGGGAGCUAUUGGAAAUCCUGAUGUGCUGGAUGUUCUGAAACUUUAUUCUGAAGACCCAGUUGUCGAGGUAGCAGAGACAUGCCAGCUUGCAGUUAAGAGGCUUGAAUGGCUGCAAAAGAACAAGGAAGCGCCAGGCACCAAUCCCUACCUGUCUGUGGACCCUGCUCCCCCUGCUGAGGAGGAGGACGUUGCCAAGCUGCGAAACACCCUCCUGGAUGAGUCAUGCCCACUGUUCGACCGCUAUCGGGCCAUGUUUGCCCUGAGGAACAUGGGGGGCGAGGCUGCUGUGCUGGCGCUGGCGGAGGGCCUGAAGUGCAGCAGCGCCCUCUUCCGACAUGAGAUCGGCUACGUCCUAGGGCAAAUGCAGCAUGAAGCCUGUGUCCCCCAGCUGACCGCAGCACUGGAAAGAGUAGAGGAGAACCCCAUGGUGCGUCACGAGUGUGCUGAGGCACUGGGCUCCAUCGCCCAAGCAUCCUGCCUGGAGACCCUGCAGGCUUACGCCCAGGACAAGGAGCGGGUGGUGCGGGAGAGCUGUGAGGUGGCUCUGGACAUGUACAACUAUGAGAACAGCACAGAGUUCCAGUAUGCGGAUGGGCUAAGCAAGCUUCAGGCCUCCAGCUAAGCAGGGGCUUCUGCCUCUGUGGGUCUGCAUGCCUGCAGAAGGCAGUGGCUGGAAUGGGUAAACCCAGGGCCUGGUUUCACCUUCCCUGCACGGCCAUUUACACCACAGAAAACUGAGUGUGAUGCCAGAUCCAGCUGGUCACUCUGCCCUAUGUAAAUAAUGGCAGCACAUGGUGCAGAGCAGUGGAGUUCCAGGCUUCAGCCACUAUUGCUAACUUAUUAUAGCUUGCUUGUUUUAGUCUAAGGGAUGGGCCAGGCUCCAGAUCCAAACCCUGGGGUGCCAGGGUUCUGGACAGAGCUUCAGCCCACUAGCACCUGGUAGUAGCAUACUACUCUGUAGUAGCUCAGUAUACGGACAAGGCAGGAGCUCCAGGCAGGGCAUGGAUUGAUCCUGUGCUUGUUUCAAGGGGGUGCUGCUCUUUGAAGGUGCUGGUUUCUUGUGUGUCACGGGAGUUGUUCCAGGGGUCUGUUCUUUGCCACAAGGUUGUCUGGAACUCUACGCCAUCAAGGAUUCAUCCUUAUAGAGCUCCAUUUUCUUUGUCUGUUCUUUGGCCUCCAGCUUUGCUGCUAUUAUGUACUUGGUGUGUCAGGUAAAGCUCAGCUGCAAGGCUGCCCCCUACUCCACCCCCCCCUCCAUGGGCCUUUCUGGAGGUAAUGUAUUUCUCUCCGUGCCUUGGUGCCAUGGGCCUGGCAGGAGGCUAGCUCUCGUUCAUAACAGUUGCUGCAGCGGCUUAGUGGAGAAUGCUUUGUGGCUACUCCAGUGACACUCCUGCCCUAAUAAACUUGGUGCCACUGAGCAGGCCUGUGUCUCUGGAUCCCUCCUAUGCCAUGAACCUGAUCUUCCUGAGUUGUCCUGGUGCCUUGCAGACUCAGUUCUGUCCUCUUGGGAACUCAUGUUGCCCUUCAGUGAUCCUGUUUCCUGGAACUGUGGCCUGAGUUUUUCGUUCUGUAAGGAGCUGUGCACAGGCAGCAAUGAGGGUCGCUGCAGUUCCCAAGCUCCUGUAAACAGCAGCUGGGGAUUAUAUCCCCCAGGCAAGGCCAGUCCCUUCCACAGGUGCCUGGCUACAGUAUCUCUGAGUUUAAAUUAAUGUUAGAGGGAAUUGCUGCAGUCUCUGGGCCUGGGCUGGAUGCUACCACUGUCUCAUGUUAACUGUACCCCUGUGAAGCCCUCUGGGCUCAUGCUAGAAUUGGUGACUAGGAGCAGGAGUCGUCAUCUCUGCCUGCUGUCUGCAAAACCCUGCCAUUUGCAGGGGGUUCAUAGAUUCAUAGAUCCACAGAUGUUAGGGUCGGAAGGGACCUCAAUAGAUCAUCGAGUCCGACCCCCUGCAUAAGCAGGAAAGAGUGCUGGGUCUAGAUGACCCCAGCUAGAUACUCAUCUAACCUCCUCUUGAAGACCCCCAGGGUAGGGGAGAGCACCACCUCCCUUGGGAGCCCGUUCCAGACCUUGGCCACUCGAACUGUGAAGAAGUUCUUCCUAAUGUCCAAUCUAAAUCUGCUCUCUGCUAGCUUGUGGCCAUUGUUUCUUGUAACCCCCGGGGGCGCCUUGGUGAAUAAAUCCUCACCAAUUCCCUUCUGUGCCCCCGUGAUGAACUUAUAGGCAGCCACAAGGUUGCCUCUCAACCUUCUCUUGCGGAGGCUGAAAAGAUCCAGUUUCUCUAGUCUCUCCUCGUAGGGCUUGGCCUGCAGGCCCUUAACCAUACGAGUGGCCCUUCUCUGGACUCUCUCCAGGUUAUCCACAUCCUUGAAGUGUGGCGCCCAGAAUUGCACUCAGUAUUCCAACUGUGGUCUGACCAGCGCCCGAUGGAGGGGAAGUAUCACCUUGGACCUAUUCGUCAUGCAUCUGCUGAUGCACGAUAAAGUGCCAUUGGCUUUUCUGGUGGCUUCGUCACACUGCCGGCUCAUGUUCAUCUUGGAGUCCACUAGGACUCCAAGAUCCCUUUCCACCUCUGUGCCACCCAGCAGGUCAUUCCCUAGGCUGUAGGUGUGCUGGACAUUUUUCCUCCCUAGGUGCAGCACUUUGCAUUUCUCCUUGUUGAACUGCAUCCUGUUGUUUUCUGCCCAUUUGUCCAACCUGUCCAGGUCUGCUUGUAGUUGUUCCCUGCCCUCUGGCUUGUCCACAUCUCCCCAUAGCUUUGUGUCAUCUGCAGACUUGGACAGAGUACAUUUCACUCCCUCGUCCAAGUCGCUGACGAAGACAUUAAAGAGUAUCGGUCCAAGGACCGAGCCCUGCGGGACCCCACUGCCCACACCCUUCCAGGUCGAGACCGACCCAUCCACCAUGACUCUCUGGGUGCGACUCUCUAGCCAAUUUUCCACCCACCGGACUGUGUAGUCAUCCACGUCACAGCCUCUUAACUUGUUCACCAGUAUGGGGUGGGAUACCGUAUCGAAGGCCUUCCUGAAGUCUAAGUAUACGACAUCCACCCCUCCUCCUGUUUCCAGGCGUUUUGUAACCUGGUCAUAGAAAGAGACUAGAUUGGUCAGGCACGAUCUGCCUGCCACGAACCCGUGCUGAUUUCCCCUCAGCAUAAUUUGUCCUGCCGGGCUCUCACAAAUGUGAGCCUUGAUAAUUUUUUCAAAGACUUUGCCAAGGAUGGAGGUGAGACUGACUGGCCUAUAGUUGCCCGGGUCCUCCUUCCUCCCCUUUUUGAAAAUGGGGACCAUGUUAGCCCUUUUCCAGUCCUCCAGGACUUGGCCCAUGCCCCACGAGCGUUCGAAUAUUCCCGCCAGUGGCUCUGCAAUGACGUUGGCCAGUGCCUUCAGCACCCUCGGAUGGAGCUCAUCCGGGCCUGCCGACUUAAAGGCAUCCAGUUCUUCCAAGUGACUCUGCACCACCUCAGGAUCUACGUAUGGCAGUCUGGCGCCUUGCUGCUGCCUCUCUACAACCCCAGUGAGAGACUUGUCGUGCCCCUCGCUUAGGAACACUGAGGCAAAGAACUCGUUGAGAAGUUCAGCCUUGUCCCACCUGUCUGUCACCAAUUGUUUCUGCCCAUUUAGCAGGGGUCCUAUUCCUCCCUGGGCCUUCCUUUUACUCCCUAUAUAUCUAAAAAACAAUUUUUUGUUGUCUUUUACUUGGGUUGCCAUCCUCAGCUCCAUGGUAGCUUUGGCCCGUCUAACUGCCUCCCUACAAGCACGAGCAGAGGAGGUAUAUUCAUCUUUAGUGAUCUCACCUUGUUUCCACUUUUUAUGUGCUCCCCUUUUGGCCCUUAGGCUGCCCUGGAUUUCUCUGGUCAGCCAUGGAAGCCUCCUGGCCCCUUUCCCUCUUUUGCCUCGCUCGGGGAUCGUCUUGCUUUGUGCCCGAAGGAUCGUUUCCUUCAGGCACAGCCACCCUUCUUGGGCUCCCAUCCCUUCAAAACUCCUACUCUGCAGUGCGUCCUCGACUAAUCGCCUGAGUUCAUUGAGAUCAGCUUUCCUAAAGUCUGGCACUUUCACCCUACUAGUUACCUUACCCACUCGACGUCUUAUAUUGAAUUCUAUUAUUAGGUGAUCACUGUCCCCCAAAUGGCUACUGAUCUGGAGGUCCCCUACCAUGUCAUCCCCUGUUGCCAAUACCAGAUCCAGUAUGGCAUUCCCCCUAGUGGGACCAUGUACUUCCUGUGUCAGGUGGAGGUCCUGUACACAGGUUAGAAACCUGCGUGAGCGGUGGGACUUUGCUGUCUGCGUCUCCCAGCAGAUGUCCGGAUAGUUUAGGUCCCCCAUGACUACCGCCUCUUUAGCUUUUAUGGUCUCCGAGAGUUGCCUCAGGAGCCCCACAUCCACAGGGUUGGCAGUGCCCUUCACAGCUGUCAUCUUGGGUUGGGUGUGCCAAAGAGGGAGAUGCCAGACAGCUGUCUUGAGGUGUUUUGUUGGCUAAGGCUCUUAGAGCAGCUGUCUGGAGCAGAUAGUAUUCUGAGGGGCCCUUGUGAACAAACCAAAAGUUUGUUUUUGAUGAGGUGUGGGAAGAUGUUGCAGGGGAAUAAAUGGCAUUACAACACUUGA